CCUUGCUCACAAUCCUUAAAACACAAACCAAAUCAACGGCCCAGAUCUCCUCCUCUGUUUCUGGCUCUCUGUUUAUCUUCCCAACAAUCUCCCCACCCCUCCACCCCCCUCUCUCUUCUCCUGAAAGCUGAAACCCAAUUCCCUAAUAUCCAGGUUUACAGCCUAAGCAAGAAAUACACAUACAUAUAUAGAUAUAUAGAGAGAGCGAGAGAAAGAGGUGAAGUGCGUGUGAAGAAGGAAAGAAGAUGUUAGGAAAGAGGGCACGUCAACCGAUGAAGAGGACUACAAGCAUGACGGAGUUCACCUUGGACGUCAACGCCGCUGCUGCUGAAGGUGUCUUUCACCCCUCGGAUCCUCACAACCCUUUUAACGCCGGCGGCGUCGCUGGAGUAGAUCAACGGUACGCUGCCUCCUCUGCCGCCGCCGCCAACUCCACCAGGCCCCAGCGCCGCAACUCGGCGGACUUCAUCGGGACUGCUAUUUUCUUGAGGGUUUGUUCCCUCUGCAAACGCCGCCUCGUCCCUGGUCGUGACAUCUACAUGUACAGAGGUGAUAGUGCUUUCUGCAGUCUAGAGUGUAGAGAACAGCAGAUGACGCAAGACGAGAGAAAAGAGAAGUGUUCAUGGGCAACCAAGAAGGAUGGUGCCAGCGCCGCCGCUGGAUCCCAAGUCUCCGCCACCGGAGGAACCGUCGCCGCCGUGUAGAUUAGCUAUCAAACCACCUGUUAUAUAUAUAUCUACCUGAUAUACAUACAUAUUGGGUAAUGAUGCAUGUAUAUGGGGGCUGUGCUUGUAUUUUUGGGCAAAUUUUGUUAACUGUAGUUUGAUUUGGAGCUACAAUGAAAAUCAAUUCCCCAGAAACAAAAAAUUAAAAAGAAAAUCCAUAUUUUGUA
Molecule: messenger RNA, 892 nt
Organism: Sesamum indicum (sesame)
Lineage: Eukaryota; Viridiplantae; Streptophyta; Magnoliopsida; Lamiales; Pedaliaceae
Product: FCS-Like Zinc finger 5
Source: RefSeq, a predicted model, not a curated record